UAUGCGAAGGACGUAAGUGGUGGUGAAAGGUUGAUGAGUUAUGAAGAUUUCAUCAACCACUACUUAGGUCUUGGAAUCUCAGACGGAAACGUCGUUCAAUUGCUUGGAAGUUGCGCCGAUAAUUCGAAAAAAGGAGCAAUCUCAUUCAAAGAAUUUUGCGCUUUGGAAUUACUACUUUCCUCUGCUGAUGCCUCGUAUAAGCUUGCCUUCAGAUUAUUUGAUACGGAUGGAAAGGGUGUCGUCACUUUUGAUCAAUUUAGGCAAAUCCUUUCCAGUACUCUUACGAAUCGUAUUGCACCUUUUAAUUUUGAUGGCGAGUUUGUAAAAAGAUAUUUUGGAGAGAAGAAGAAUCGUCAAAUAACUUACUUAGAGUUUAGCGAAAUGGCUAAGCACCUUCGCCAUGAACUAAAUAUGCAAAUAUUUAAACAAUAUGAUAAUGACUCAACUGGUACCAUUACUGGCCAUGCAUUCACUGAGCUCAUGCUAGAAACUAAAAAAGAAUUAUUAUCAACGCAUAUUAAACAGAAUUUACCAAAGAUUGUAGGAAGCUUACCGUCAGACAAAGUGAAUUUUGCAUAUUAUUCCGCAUUUAUCGAUUUAUUAUCAAAUAUUGACGUUAUCGAAGAAAUUUUUACACGUGCUGCAGAAGAUUUGGGCAAAGAUAGUAUUACAAAAGAGGAAUUUUUACAAACGUCCCGAUUAUACUCGCAGAUUACACCGUUUGAAGUGGAUAUAUUGUAUCGCCUGUGCGAAGUGGACAAUGGGAAGGGGCAUAUUGGUCGUUCGGACAUCCAACACUUAGUACCUGAGAAUUUACAAAAUUUUCCCAAUAAUAAAGCUACGAAUAUUACUCCUACCUCCCAGGAAGCUGCGGUUAGGUUCUUUACAGAUGUUGCUGAAUCUGUAUAUAGAUUUGCCCUCGGAUCUGUUGCAGGAGCUGUCGGUGCGACCGCUGUUUAUCCUAUUGACUUAGUAAAGACUAGAUUGCAAAAUCAAAGGGGAAAAUUGGUGGGCGAACUCAUGUAUAAAAAUAGUCUUGACUGUUUCGUUAGGGUUGUAAAAGUAGAAGGAUUUUUCGGCCUAUAUCGAGGAUUACUGCCUCAGUUUAUUGGUGUUGCACCGGAGAAAGCUAUUAAGCUAACGAUGAAUGACCUACUUCGUGAUAAAUUGAAAACUAAAAAAGGCGAAUUGCCGUUACUCAAUGAGAUCAUUGCUGGCGGAACGGCUGGGGGUUGCCAAGUAGUAUUUACUAACCCUUUAGAAAUUGUAAAGAUCCGACUGCAGGUAGCUGGUGAAGUUCCAGGCCUACGCUUGGGUGCAGUACAGGUUAUUCGCGACCUUGGAUUGACUGGACUUUACAAGGGUGCCCGAGCUUGUUUUUUACGAGAUAUACCAUUUUCGGCCAUAUAUUUUCCAGCAUACGCUCACUUGAAGCCAGUAUUUGCAGAUAAAAACGGUUCCAAUGGUCCAACUUCACUCCUAGCAGCCGCAGCUCUUGCUGGGGCUCCAGCAGCUUCGUUAUCGACUCCAGCAGAUGUUAUAAAAACAAGAUUGCAGGUUCAAGCACGGAAAGGUCAAACUACCUAUGAUGGAAUAAUCGAUUGUACAAGAAAGCUGAUGAAACAGGAAGGAUUUAGGGCAUUUUGGAAAGGAGCACCAGCUCGAGUGUUUAGAUCGUCACCUCAAUUUGGUGUCACACUUGUCACCUAUGAAUUGCUUCAAAGAUAUCUUUAUGUAGAUUUUGGUGGAACCGCACCAUCAGGCUCUCCAAUGGCUCUUGCACAACAAUCUCUACCUGCAUCAUCGCAAUCCCAUUACAUUUCAGGUAAUCCUGAUCAUAUUGGAGGGAUGAAAUUAGCAGUUGCUUCAUUUGUAGGUCUAGAGACGAAAUUUGGUCUAACAUUGCCCAAGUUUAAGUUACCUUCGUAA
Molecule: messenger RNA, 1929 nt
Organism: Trichoplax adhaerens
Lineage: Eukaryota; Metazoa; Placozoa; Uniplacotomia; Trichoplacea; Trichoplacidae
Exons: 18
Biological process (GO): aspartate transmembrane transport; malate-aspartate shuttle; L-glutamate transmembrane transport
Molecular function (GO): calcium ion binding; L-aspartate transmembrane transporter activity; L-glutamate transmembrane transporter activity
Source: RefSeq, a predicted model, not a curated record